Erpetoichthys calabaricus (reedfish) is the source of this 7580-nucleotide messenger RNA. RefSeq names its product ubiquitin specific peptidase 43a (gene usp43a). The record is from RefSeq and is a predicted model, not a curated record. The transcript has 15 exons. Gene Ontology annotation, molecular function: cysteine-type deubiquitinase activity. Gene Ontology annotation, biological process: protein deubiquitination. Bases 319 to 3669 code for a protein of 1116 amino acids. Lineage: Eukaryota; Metazoa; Chordata; Cladistia; Polypteriformes; Polypteridae.
GCGCGGAACGGUGAGUUCGGAAGGGGGCGGGACUAGAGCGACAGCGCCCCGCACACUCGGCCCUGGCGGCGGCACCUUUCCCGAAUAAAGCAGGCUAAUCAGAUUCACGGAGGAGGAGCAGAUCGUAGUGAUGGGCCCGCCGAAGGGAGGAGGAAGCGUCAGUGUACAUCGUCCGCGGACUGAGAGGUGGACCGGAGCGCUUCGCCUUAGCGCAGCGCAGCCCCUCGGCGGCCGCAGGUGCGCGCAGGUGAGCGCCAUGAGCCCCCCGGUUUCGCUUUCGUGAAGGUGAAGUCUUCACGCAGUUUCCUAGGCGCCGACAUGGAGAAGGCGCCGAGGAGCAGGACGCCGCCGACAAAAGCUAGGAAGCUGCUCCGGAAGAAACCGCUGCGCUCAGUGGGCAGCUUCGUCAGCCGCAUCCUGCGAACUUUGAGCACUUUGUCGCGUCUCGGCGAACACGAGAACCCCGAGCCUGAGGACGACGACGGCGGCUUUCGGGACGGUCCUUGCGGAGAUGUCGCCCCCGGCCCGGCUACUCAUGGGCACACCCGAGAGCGCUUUGCCCUCAGCCCGACUGACAAAACCCCUGGUGUGCUGGGGCUCAAGAAUCACGGCAACACCUGCUUCAUGAACGCCGUGGUGCAGUGCCUGAGCAACACGGACCUCUUCGCCGAGUACUUGGGGCUGGAGCGCUACAAGUUGGACCUGCGGCCCCAACGGGCGGAGCACGGGGAGGUCACGGAUCAACUAGCCUCGCUGGUCCGGGCACUCUGGACUCUGGAGUACACCCCGCAGCUGUCUGUCGACUUCAAGAACAUUGUGUCUAAGUAUGGCUCCCAGUUUAAAGGAAACUCUCAGCAUGAUGCCUUAGAAUUCCUGCUGUGGCUGCUAGACAAAGUUCAUGAAGAUAUCACAUCUGCACCUAGCAGCAUCAGUAAGAUGAGACAGCCUGGAAAGGCCCUAGUGACAGUAGAUGAGUCUCCAGGAGAUGGGCAACUGCCACCAGAUGGAAGUCACAGCUUUGUCCAGAACCAUUUUCAGGCUCAGUACAGAUCCUCUUUGACCUGCCCACACUGCCAUAAGCAGAGCAAUACCUUUGACCCAUUCCUGUGUAUCUCGCUGCCCAUCCCUUUACGACAGACCAGGCCUGUUUAUGUUACUUUGGUCUUCCUCAACAAAGGGCAACGAUACUUAAGGAUCGGAUUGGCUGUACCUCUUUUUGGGUCUGUGGCAUGCUUAAGGGAGAUGGUGGCAAAUGAAGGGAAGGUCACACCUGAUCAGGUAAUUCUUACAGAGCUCUAUUCCACUGGUUUUCAGCGGUCAUUUUCUGAUGAUGAGGAUCUGACCAGCAUAGCUGAAAAUGACAGUGUCUAUGCUUUUCAGGCUCCUACAUUGCUCAACAGAAAUGCAUCUCAUGUUUCAGGAUAUCACCAUAGCUUACCAUCAUCCCCCUACUCCUCAGGCCAAAAUGGUCACAAGUUGCCACACUCGGGCACCUUAUCAUCAGAGUUUCUACACCAGGGAAUGUUGGGGAAGGUGCUUUUGCUUAUUUGCAGUACUACGGGAACUGGACAGCAAAGUGUUCGAUUUGGGCCUCCAUUCUUGAUGAGGGAAGACCGAGCCAUCUCAUGGGAGCAGCUGCAGCAGUGCAUCCUCAGUAAAAUGUGUUACCUAAUGAUUGGGGAUGCCCAAACUCAGAAUUUUGGUGCCUUGUUUAGAAUUAGAGUCGUGGGAGGAUCAUCCACCUUCAAUCACCUGUCUCCCCAAGACGCUCACCCACUGUACCACCCGGCUGUAGAGAGAGCCCUCAAAUUCUGUGGACCAGGAGGACCUCCUCAUGUGAAGUUGAUCAUUGAAUGGGAUGACAAAGCCAAGGAGUGUUUGUUUGGGAAUAUCCAAGAGGAGGUAGUCCAUGAUGAUGACAGUGUCCGGGUUCAACAACAGCAACACCAACAGCAGCACAGCUGCUCACUGGACGAGUGCUUUCAACUGUAUACCAAGGAAGAGCAGCUUGCUCCAGAUGAUGCCUGGAAGUGCCCUCACUGUAAGAAACUCCAGCAGGGUACAGUCAAGCUCAGCCUUUGGACGCUGCCAGACAUUCUCAUUCUACACCUGAAGCGCUUCAGGCAGGUUGGAGAACGCCGCAACAAGCUGUCCACUUUAGUGCGUUUUCCUUUCAAUGGCCUGGAUAUGGCUCCCCAUGUGGUCAAGAGAAGUCACAGCACCCGUAACCUGCUGAGCCCGUGGCCACAGUGGAAACAGACUGCUCCAGAUGGUAGUCAGCAUCAGCAAGACUUUCUUUAUGACCUGUACGCUGUGUGCAAUCACCAUGGAGGCUUACAUGGUGGCCAUUACACAGCCUUCUGCAGAAAUUCAGUGGAUGCCCAGUGGUACAGUUAUGAUGAUAGCAGUGUUGAACUCAUUCCACAGGAAGAGGUGUGUACCAGAGGGGCCUACAUUCUUUUCUACCAAAAACGGAAUAUUAUUCCUCAAUGGUCAGCAAGCAGCUCACUGAGAGGUUCAACCAGCUCCUCUGUGUCAGAUCACUGGCUUGUACGCUUGAAUCAAGAUAGUAAGAGGGCAAGUCUGGUCUCUAGAGUUUCAACCAACUGUGCUUCUUCUCCUGAAUCUCCAGUCUUUCUUGAAGUAUCUCACAAAGAGGAAAAAGGUGGUUUUGAAACCAGGCCCAUUGUUCGUGGCAUCCAAGGAAGAAGUGUUAGCUUGAAAAUGCCAACCAAGAUGAAAGCAGGCAUGACAAAAUCUCUACCACUCCGUUGGUCCUUUGGAGCCAAGGAUCAGCCCAAGCCAGUGCCCGGAGAACUUGUUGAGUAUUUGGAGUCAGGCAGGCGGCCAAGAUGCACAACUGACUCCAUAGUUCCUUUGAUGACUUUGAACAAUGAUGAAAGCAGAACCUAUGCAGAAGAGCUGCAGCCUCGUUCCCGUAGCCCUCUCAAAGAACCCACUAUAAGUUGUUUGGGGAAGACUUCAAGAGAAACUGUGCUGGAAGACCAAAAGAAAAUGCAGCUGGAAAAUGAGAAAAGGGGCAGCCUAAAAAAAAAUAGGAAAAUAAAAGACAAUGACACUUUGACCAGGAGAACUUCUAAGAAAAACAAAGAGGGUGAUUUAAAUACUUCUUCAUCAACUGGUAAUGGUAGAAAAAGUUCCAACAGUGAAAGCACACUAAAGAAAAACAAACUGGGAAAAGGUGAAUGGGACGAUCCAAAUCCUCCUGAAGUAACCAAAGGCAAGAAGAGUGAAGAUGGCAAACCACAAGAGGGGAAGUUCACCUUCUUCAAAAACAGCUUCCUAAGAAAGAACAGCAAAAAGCCCAAAGAGGCUGUUGUGUCCAGGAGCACAGAAAUGAUCAAUGGCCCCUCUAUGGCUACGCUGCCUAAUGGGGGACACAGUAAGAUGCCCAGUGGGAUGCUAAAAAACAGUAGCAGUGCUGGUCACCCAGUAACUGACAUCAAGCGAUCUCAGAGUUCCUCCAACAUUCAAAGCAAAACCGACUCGACGCUGAGGAGGACAGCGUCUUUACAUAGAAAUGGGCUGCUGCACCCUCCCCCAAGGGCUGGUUGUACAGAAAAAGUCACCUAUGACACUCUGCAGAAAAUGCGGCACAGCACUGCAUCACUUAACAGUAAAAAAUCAGUGCCAGAGUCCAGCUUCUGAAGAAAGUAGUAUCUGACAUUUAUAGCAGUACAAGCUAAAAAUGCACCUUGUUCCUUUCUGAGAUGCACUAAUAUUUAGGAAAGUGCCACACAGGCUGGUCCUCUGUUACCUUUCUGGGGGAUAGAAACAGAAGUUGAAAUUACACUAUGGAAAUCGUGAAUUGUUGUGUAUUGUUGAAAUUAGUUAAUUGAGCAGGUCAUUUGAGAGUUAAUGAAGCUAUGGGACAUACUAAGUUUAGUUUUGUUCUCUACUUGUCAUGUAAAGACAACAGAGGUCCCUUUGAGCAAUGGUAGUUGUUAUGCAUUGAGUUGAUGAUUAUACUUUCCAUAUCCUUCUCCCCCAUUUUAUUUUUGAAAUAGAGCUCCUGUCACACUUUUCUAGAACCACUCUUUAAUCUUAUUUACCUAAAUUUAGUUUUGAUUUUUUAUGGGGGGUGUUCCAUGUUGGUAAUCUCCUUAGUCAGAAACCAGUGAUGUUCCUACCCUUGCCUUUUAUCCCAUUCACAGAAAAUCUUCAUUGUGUCAUUUUCUCCUCCCUACUUCUCCUUCACCGUAGCAGUGGGUGAUUGGAAUCUCCUUUGCUUCGUAUCUGUAUCCAAGUUACUACCCAUCAUCUUCACCAACAGGGUUGAUAUCAUCCACUGCCUUGCUUUGUGAUGCAUCUGCAUCUAUUGCAGCUCACCUUCCCAGCCUUGAGGUGAUUAUUAUAUCUUUGCUAUGAAUAUUCUAUUGCAUAUUUGCCAACAUUUUAAACCACUUAAAGAGUAAAUAUUUAUGAUAUAGCUUACAUGUCAGGAUUGUUUCCUCAUCUGAUCACCCACUUUUCCAACUUUGGUGAUGAUGUGAAUCGGUUGUUAGGACACAAAACUUUGACCAGCAUCAGUCAAGUACAUUGAGUUGGGUUUCAUUGAUAUGAGCACAUUCUACUCAAAUAGUUUACAUAAAGAAAUAAGUGUACAUACAGUACACAUGUACAUUUAAAUCUAUGCAGGUUUUUAGACUAAAAACAGGUAAUAUUUCUUAGUUUAUAUUCCUGUAAUGUUGGAUGUUUUAUAAAAUCUGUACUUACAUGCAUUUAAAGGUGAUUCCCUUCUACAGCUGCUCCAAGUUUUAAUGAGGAUAUUGCCAUUCUCAUCUAGCCUUCUAUGACUCCAGCAAGUAUGUCCUCAUUUGGGAUUAUUUCCUGCGUUGUCGCACAUUCUUCUUUUUAUGCAGAGACACAGAUGCAAGAUGUAAAACUGUCCAGUAGAAUGGCAGCCGUGAUAUGCUAGAAGGAAGCCACCACAGGUGGCCCUCAUUAUUGCAUUUAGUCAGAAGGCAAUUCUAUAAUUUUAUAUCUUAUAAAGAGAAAAUUGUUGAAGUGGCAACACUGGAAUGAUUGUAGCACAUUAGACUGUGGACUUUGAUAAAUGUCACUUUAUUUUAUUAUGAGUGUCCUUAGCAGGAGUGUUGCCUAAAGCGGUAAUCCGGCAGUCUUGUUUUCCAUGCUGUACUGUUUCCUGUACAUGUUUAUUUAGGCCUGUAACAGCUACUGGAUAUCCCACUGUUAAAAGAAAGAUGCAGUGCUGCUUGUUAAUAAUUCCAGACAUUUUAUACUGCGAGUCAUUGGCUUAUAAUAGGAAAAUAUCCAUAUUGGAAAUAAUGCAUUUUUUUUUCAACUUUUACCUAUUCACCAUAAGAGAAAUGAAGCUUUAAAUUAUCAUUACCAUCACACAUGCAUAACAAUGUGCAUGUCUUUAAAAUGUGACUGUCUAUGAAAAUGGCAAGAAACAAAAACAGGAUUUUCUAAAAUCAAAAUUUUUACUGGAAAGUAAGUCUGAAAAAGCUUUGCAUAGUUUUAUUAUGCAUUUCUACAUAACAGCUCCACACUUGUGUACUUCUUCAGGAGAAACCAGCAACACGUAUCCUGUAAUGUGACUAGAGUAACAUUUUGCUCUAAUGGUAAGUCAGUUGUGAAUAAAUAGUCCUGUUUGAGAAUUUACUUUUCCUGAUGUCUGUGUGUAGAUGCAAGUCAUCUUAUUAGUCUCCUGCACCUGCAAACGGUAAACAGCAGAAAACGGAACUUGUAGAACCCAUCCUCGAGUUUAUCGUUUUUGACUAUAAAUACCUGUGUGUGCGAUCCCUCUUUUAUCAAGUAUAGUGUUUUUUUAAUUGGAUUUUAUUAUUUUUGCUAAACAGGUGUUAACACUUUAAUUCGAAAUGGGAUCAAAGCUGUUGGCUGGGGUAAGAGGAUAGAGGUUCACAGUUUUUUGAUGUGUCACUUGCUAGAUACAAGUACACCUCCAGCACAACAGAUGAAUUACCCUUUAAAAUGUUCAAUUUGGCAUCAAACUAAUAAUGCCAUUGGUAUACCCUAUAUAUAAUGUAUACUUUUUCAUUAUACUUAUUUCAGAAAUUAACCAAGCAAAGGUCUUUUGACCUAUUAAUCGAAAUUUCAGUUACCAAGGAAUGUUUUAACAGAACUUUCAUAAUGAUAAUAAAAUUAAUGAAUUUUAAUGAAAUUAAAAUUAAUGAAAUUGCCUUGAGGACACUCAGUGCCCUAUGGCAGAGCCCUUCUUGCAUCCAUGUUUUGCUACACCCCAAAUCAUGGAGCUGCUUCUGUUGGGACAGGAUUAUAACUCUUUAUAGUGCUAACCAUGGCUUUGUCAUGUCACUAAAGAUUUUUUUUGUGUUGUUUGUGAAAGAGAUCAGGUUGAAGACUUUCCACUGAACAAUACUCAGGUGUCUUUUUUAUGCUUAUCUUAAUAUACUGUACCUUUUUUAGUAUGUGAUUAAGGGGGAAACCCUGUGAAGAUUAUAUAUAAACAGUUUUCCCAAUGUGUAAUUUAAGGCCUCUUCAAUUAUAGGAAAAGCACACAAGAUAGCAGGCAGCUUGGAAUAGUCUGCCCCCUAGUGGUGCUGUUUUUGUUUCUUCUGAAGAGCACAAACAUGUAAAAGGCAGGCUGACUAACCCUCUCUUUCUGUAAGGUGGCUGGCUGCCUUGCUUAGCAAAGAUUUGAAAUCGAACCUUACCAGAGUAGACGUUUAGAUGUUUGUUUAAGGCAGCAGGUUAAUCCACCCUUUAUAGAGUGCCAUUAACAUUGAACCACUAACAUGAUCUUUAACCUUGAAACAUUUUUUUUUUUUUUUUUUUCCUUCUUCCUUUUCUGUCAUAUAUAAAGGAAAAAAAAUGUUACCUAACAGCAUUCUCCAAGGUAUGGGUCUUCUGGAAUAUCCGACUGAAUAACACUUUGGAAUUAACUCUCCUUUUGGUGCCAGGACACAGUCCGCACAUUCAGACCGUGCCCAGUGCCCACGUUUGUUAUUGUUAUAGAGAAAAUUCAAGCCAGCACAGCUGAUUUCUUGGCCUAACUACCCAUCAUAUUUUACAGUACCUAUCUAAGCAAUAAAAGUUUAUUGAGAGACUUUCAAAACCUUGCUAGGAACAAUCAGCCUUCUUUUCCCUGGACUUUCCUUGCAGGAGCAGACACCAGUUUCUUUGUUUACCAGAAUGAGCACUUAAAUGAGCACACACAUGAAGGAUUUACACAUUGGGGUGGGGAGGCUUAUUUUAAUUUUCUAUGACUCUCUUAAUUUUAUACUUGCUUUGUAAGAACCUCUGAGGACUGUGGCAAAAAUGGAGGAAAUGGGUCCUCUCUGAGCUUUAAGGGUUGGGGUCAAUAAGAUAGAAUUUAAAUACGUUUUGGUAUAAAUGAUAUUGAAAAAAAUUGUAGAAUUGAUCUACUGGCAGGUGUAGAUAUAUUUAGUAUUAACAAGAGACUUUUAUGAUGUACUAUUACAAACGUUUGUUGUAAAAUGUUAUAUCAGAGUUUUUAUUGAAAGAAGUCUUUUUUUAUUUACCUAUAUGUUUGGCAUCGCAUAAUAAACUUUUUUAUUUUUAAUACUGCAAAUAAAAGCAUUAUUUAUCACAAA